AUGUCCACCACAACAACCACAAACCGCGCGUCGAGCACGGCGCCGGUGCCAGUGCCGGACUCGUCUCCCCUCCCCGAGGCGCCCGACCCGGAAUCCCGCUCCUUCUACUCCGAGAUCAACGAUCCCUACAACCUGGGCACGCACAUCAAGUCAGACGCGGACAUCGGUCUGCUGACCUCGAGGCCCCAGUCCAACUCGGCCCGCAAGCGCAUCCACCACAGCUUCACCCGCGGCGGUGCCAAGGAGGCCAGGCUGCAGGACUUCUACCGCUCGCAGAAUGACAAGAUCCGCUCCCUGCUCAAGAGCGUCGACGACCACGAGCGCGAGGCCAAGGAGACGCAGGGCGACAACAACCUCAAGUACCAGAUCGCCGUCAAGGGCAGCCUGGCCGCAAACGUCAUUCUCGCCGCUCUGCAGCUCUACGCCGCCUCCGCUUCGGGCUCCCUGUCGCUCUUCACCACCAUGGCCGACUCCGUCUUCGACCCCGUGUCCGGCAUCAUGCUCAUGCUCUCCCACCGCGCCGUCAAGAAGGUCGACACCCGCCGCUACCCCUCGGGUAGAGCCCGCAUCUCCACCGCCGGCAACAUCGUCUUCUCCUUUGUCAUGUUUUCUGUCUCGUUGGUGUUGAUCGUCAUGUCUGCCAGGGACCUAGCGGCCGGGUCCGACAGUGAGACGAAUGAGUUCCAUUUCGCGUCCGUGAUUGCUGUUGCCAUCGCUUUCGGCACCAAGUUCUGUCUUUGGCUGUACUGCUGGUCGAUCAAGCACAUUUACUCGCAGGUUGAGAUCCUGUGGCGCGACCAUCGAAACGAUCUCUUCAUCAACGGCUUUGGUAUCUUUACCUUCUCGGCUGGAAGCAAGAUCAGGUGGUGGAUCGACCCGAUGGGCGCCAUCAUCCUGUCAUUUCUCAUCGCUGGUCUCUGGCUGAGGACUGCUUAUGAGGAGUUCCAGCUGCUGAUUGGCGUCUCCGCCGAGCCCGAGUUCUUGCAGCUCAUCACUUACAUCGCCAUGACCCAUUCUCCCGACGUGAAGCAAAUCGACACCGUUCGGGCCUAUCACAGCGGUCCUCGGUACAUCGUCGAGAUUGACAUUGUCAUGGACCGCCACGAACGACUGGAGAUUGCCCACGAUGUGGCCGAGGCGCUGCAGAUCAAGAUUGAGAAGCUGCCUGGCGUCGAGAGGGCAUUCGUUCACGUCGAUUACGAGACAAGCCACAAGCCCGAGCAUGAUUUGAAGAAAAACUUGUAG
This is a messenger RNA of Colletotrichum higginsianum IMI 349063, 1245 nucleotides long. RefSeq names its product Cation diffusion facilitator 1. Lineage: Eukaryota; Fungi; Ascomycota; Sordariomycetes; Glomerellales; Glomerellaceae. Gene Ontology annotation, biological process: monoatomic cation transport; transmembrane transport. Gene Ontology annotation, molecular function: monoatomic cation transmembrane transporter activity. The record is from RefSeq and is a predicted model, not a curated record. The coding region runs from base 1 to 1245 and encodes 414 amino acids. Gene Ontology annotation, cellular component: membrane. The transcript has 4 exons.